Musca vetustissima is the source of this 371-nucleotide messenger RNA. RefSeq names its product broad-complex core protein isoforms 1/2/3/4/5-like. NCBI's taxonomy places the organism in Eukaryota, Metazoa, Arthropoda, Insecta, Diptera, Muscidae. The transcript has 2 exons. Gene Ontology annotation, cellular component: nucleus. Gene Ontology annotation, molecular function: protein binding. Gene Ontology annotation, biological process: regulation of transcription by RNA polymerase II. The record is from RefSeq and is a predicted model, not a curated record. Bases 49 to 369 code for a protein of 106 amino acids.
CAAUUACAACAAAAUACCAGCAACAAAAAGAAAAACAACGGCAACAAAAUGGCUCAACGAAGUCAUCAAUAUUUUAGUUUACGAUGGAACAACUAUCAGAACACCAUGACUUCGGUGUUCCAACAGUUGCGCGAGGAUCUAUCGUUUGUCGAUGUCACCCUCUCCUGUGAACAUGGUUCACUCAAGGCCCACAAGGUGGUCCUAUCCGCUUGUUCAUCAUAUUUUCAAAAGCUUCUGUUGGAGAAUCCCUGCAAACAUCCAACGAUUAUAUUGCCGGGCGAUAUUAUAUUCACAGAUUUGAAAACCAUCAUUGAUUUUGUAUAUCGCGGUGAAAUUGAUGUUACCGAAUCUGAAUUACAGGUAAGUUGAUU